Molecule: messenger RNA, 1322 nt
Organism: Fragaria vesca subsp. vesca
Lineage: Eukaryota; Viridiplantae; Streptophyta; Magnoliopsida; Rosales; Rosaceae
Product: prohibitin-2, mitochondrial-like
Exons: 5
Coding region: 295-1149 (284 amino acids)
Biological process (GO): mitochondrion organization
Cellular component (GO): membrane; mitochondrion
Source: RefSeq, a predicted model, not a curated record
CUUUCGAUGUUGUGGAGACACAGAACUUUGGAUUAUUUACCUGCAUCGUAUUACUAUCAAGUGUUUGGUUCGUUGACUAUGAUAUUCUUAAGCUUGGUUGAGCUGUGGUUAUUUAUUUGUGGAAGUUGGAAUGAUUGUAAUGACCAAUAUCUGCUGCUCUUGUAAUUAUAUCAGAACUUUCUAUUCUUUUAAUUGUAAUUGUAAUUGUAGAUGUUGGGUUCUCUUUUGUAAUUAUCUCCUUUCUUCUCUUGUUUAAAUUGGUAUUCCUCUUGCAGAGUCUCAGCACGCACAAACAUGAAUUUUAAGAAUAUGAAAGUUCCAAAAGUGCCGCUUCGUGGGAUUGGUGCUUUGCUUAGUGUGGGAGUUGUUGGUGGUCUAGGUGUUUAUGGACUUCACAAUAGUGUCUACAAUGUUGAAGGAGGAAGCCGUGCUAUUGUGUUCAACCGCAUUACUGGUAUCAAAGACAAGGUCUAUCCAGAAGGUACACACCUAAUAAUUCCCUGGUUUGAGAGGCCAAUCAUCUAUGAUGUUCGUGCACGACCCCAUGAGACAAGCAGCAUUGCUGGAAGUCGUGACCUCCAGAUGGUGAAAAUAGUGCUUCGAGUUCUGGCCCGUCCUGUGCCUGACCAAUUACCUACAAUGUAUCGUACUCUCGGUGUGGAUUAUGCUGCCAAGGUCAUGCCUUCAAUCGUUCAUGAAACUUUGAAAGCUGUAGUUGCACAGUAUAAUGCUAGCCAACUCAUUACUCAGAGAGAGACUGUUAGCAGGGAAAUUCGGAAGAUUUUGACAGAGAGAGCAGCCAAGUUCAAUAUUGCAAUGGAUGAUGUAUCUAUUACCAGCCUGACGUUUGGGAACGAGUUCAUGACUGCAAUUGAAGCCAAACAGGUAGCAGCUCAGGACGCUGAGAGGGCCAAGUAUGUUGUGGAGUUAGCUGAACAAGACAAGAAAAGUGCUAUUAUCAGAGCCCAGGGUGAAGCAAAAAGUGCCCAGCUGAUAGGUGAAGCCAUUGCCGAUAACCCAGCGUUUGUCACUUUAAGGAAGAUUGAAGCUGCAAGAGAGAUAGCAAAAGAAAUAUCCAAUUCAGCCAAUAAAGUUUAUCUCAACUCCGAUAGUCUUUUGCUCAACCUUCAGGACUUGAAGUUGACUUAAGUGGGGAGAAGAUGAAUAUACCAUCUGCUUGACUAAUAAUCGUUCAUCUUAGGGUAAUUCAAAUGUGUUGAUAAACUGGGUGGUAACAAAUUAGAUUGGUUUUUUUUUUUUUGGUUGAUGCAUUUGUUGGAAAUUCAUAGUUCCAAGAUCAUAGGAUUGUAAAAGUAGAAUAU